Pteropus alecto (black flying fox) is the source of this 2293-nucleotide messenger RNA. RefSeq names its product acyl-CoA oxidase 2 (gene ACOX2). Bases 99 to 2216 code for a protein of 705 amino acids. Gene Ontology annotation, cellular component: peroxisome. Gene Ontology annotation, molecular function: fatty acid binding; FAD binding. The record is from RefSeq and is a predicted model, not a curated record. Gene Ontology annotation, biological process: fatty acid beta-oxidation using acyl-CoA oxidase; lipid homeostasis; very long-chain fatty acid metabolic process. Lineage: Eukaryota; Metazoa; Chordata; Mammalia; Chiroptera; Pteropodidae. The transcript has 15 exons.
GGGCCACUGACCAGAAGCGGCCUAAGGCUAGAGAGGCCAGGCCAGGCCUACAGUGUGGACACAAGACAGAGACCACAGUUGACCACAGGUAACAAACUAUGGAAAGAAAAACCACAAAUAAAAGGAAAGAACUGUAUCUCUACUCGGACACCAGGCCGAUCCAGGAUGGGAUGGGCAGCCCAGUGCACCGAGUGUCGAUGGGGGACACCUGGAGCAGGCAAGUGCACCCCGACAUAGAGAGCGAGAGGUGCAGGCAGUCCUUCGACGUGGAACGGCUCACCAACAUCCUCGAUGGAGGUGCCCAGAACACUGCACUCCGGAGGGAAGUUGAGAGCAUCAUCCACAGUGACCCAGAAUUUAGCCUGAAGGAAAAUUAUUUCAUGAGCCAGAGAGAGCGUUACGAGGCCGGCGUUCGGAGGAGAUUCCACGUCCAGAUGCUAGCACAGCGCCUGGGCUGGUUGGAAAACGGUUGUGAAUUACAUUACGCUUACAGAGCCAUUUCUGGAGACCUGGGCUUAGGUUUACACUCUAUCUUCCUGAAAGCCCUCAGGAACCUGGGCUCGGAGGAGCAGAUUGCCAAAUGGGCCCCACUCUGUGAAAAGUUCCAGAUCAUCACCACGUACGCCCAGACAGAACUGGGACAUGGGACAUAUCUUCAGGGCCUGGAGACUGAAGCCACCUAUGAUGCAGACACUCAAGAGUUUGUGAUACACAGCCCCACACUAACUGCCACCAAAUGGUGGCCAGGUGACCUGGGACGGUCGGCCACCCACGCCCUGGUCCAGGCCCAGCUAAUCUGUUCGGGAGCCCAGCAGGGCAUGCAUGCCUUUAUUGUGCCCAUCCGGAGCCUCCAGGACCACACCCCACUGCCAGGAAUCACCAUUGGAGACAUCGGGCCCAAGAUGGACUUGGAGCACGUGGACAAUGGCUUCCUGCAACUGGACCACGUGCGAGUCCCCAGGGAGAACAUGCUGAGCCGCUUUGCACAGGUCUCGCCAGAUGGCACCUACAUCAAGCUUGGAACAGCACAGAGCAACUACUUCUCCAUGGUGGAGGCACGGGUAAACAUACUGUCGAAUGAGAUCCUCCCUGUGCUGCAGAAGGCUUGCGUCAUCGCCAUUCGCUACUCAGUCCUACGCCGCCAGUCCAAGCUCCGGCCCAGUGACCUGGAAGCAAAAAUCCUGGACCACCAGACUCAGCAGCAGAAACUCUUUCCUCAGCUGGCUACAGCCUAUGCAUUUCAUUUCCUGGCAAACAGCAUCUUGGAAUUCUUCCAUGACUCCCACAGUGCCAUUCUGGACAGAGAUUUCAGCCUCCUGCCUGAGCUUCAUGCCCUGAGCUCAGGAAUAAAGGCCAUGGUAUCAGACUUCUGUAUCCAGGGGACCGAGCUGUGUCGCAGGGCCUGCGGUGGACACGGCUACUCAAGUCUGAGUGGCCUACCAUCAUUGGUCACCAGAGUGACAGCCUCCUGCACCUAUGAGGGUGAGAACACAGUGCUCUACCUGCAGAUGGCCAGGUUUUUGGUGAAGAGCUAUAUGCAGGUUCAGGCAUCCCCAGUCUCCACAUCACAGAGGUCUCUCCCAAAGUCUGUUGCAUACCUGAUCACACCUGGCCUGGAUAGAUGCCCAGCCCAGAGGGCAGCUGACUUCCUUCACCCAGAGCUCUACACCAUGGCCUGGGCACAUGUGGCAGUCAGACUCAUAAAGGACUCAGUGCAUCAUUUACAGACUCUGCUGCAAUCUGGGGCUGACAAGCACGAGGCAUGGAACCAGACCACUGUCAUACACCUCCAGGCUGCUAAGGCACACAGCUACUAUGUCUCUGUGAAGAGUUUUACAGAAGCUCUGGAGAAACUAGAAGAUGAGCCAGCAGUUCAACAGGCACUCAAGCGCCUCUGUGAUCUCUACGCUUUGCAUGGCAUCCUGUCUAACGCGGGCGACUUUCUCCACGAUGGCUUCCUUUCUGGGGCCCAAGUAGAUAUGGUGAGAACAGCCUACCUGGACCUGCUUCCUCUCAUCCGGAAAGAUGCCAUCUUGUUAACUGAUGCUUUCGACUUCACCGAUCAGUGUUUAAAUUCAGCACUUGGCUGUUAUGAUGGAAAUGUCUAUGAACGGCUGUUCCAUUGGGCUCAGAAGUCACCAACCAAUGCUCAGGGGAACCCUGCCUAUGAGAAAUAUAUAAGACCUCUAUUACAAAGCUGGAGAUCCAAGCUAUGAAAUAAGCAACAGCAUUCAAGAAGCUCUAAUCUGUGAUAAUGCUAGUAUGGCAUAUAUAAUUAAAAUUAUUAAGUACA